AUUCUGGGUAAAAUACUUGCUUUCCGCCAUUUUGGUAAUGAACGGAGUACGGUUUUAUUAGAAGUUUUUAGAGGCUUACAUUUUAUUGUUCUUGAAUUCUAACUCAGUAGCCCUUUCAGGGAUGCACCAGGAUCAGUGAUAUAUUGUACAGUAAUGUUUGCAAUGAGUGGAAGAGAAAGCAAGAAAUCUAAAGGUCGGAGAAACCUCUACUCUCACUCUCAUGCAAAGAGCUCGGCUAGCUCUGCACACAACACAGGGCAUUCCGGAGUCUCGGUUGCUUCAGCUUCUUCUAUCGGUGCGGCUAGUGGUGUAACCACAUCGCCGUUUCAGCCUUUUGGGAACAGUCUGACAAUGAAUGUCUGCGAUGUUGCCACUGAGUUUGGAAGUUUGAAAACGCCGUCUGAAGACACGGAGCAGAAGAUUACAGAGCUAAUGGAUGCCCCAGUGGAUCUUGAUAUCCCAGCCCAUGCCAUAAGCCAAGGUCAGAAUCCCUAUGUGGACCACUGCAUGUACUGCAGCGCUCCCCGCACUGACUCUCAGGAGGGGGAUGAAGGAUUGGAAUAUUUGGAUUUACAGCUGGAUGGAAACCCUGUGAUAAACAGUCUGACAAGUACCCAGUCUUUCAGUUCACUGAAAUUACAGAUCUGGACAUGUGCAAAAUGCCGGAAAGUAGCUGGGAAUUUUCAGUCCUUCUUGGAGACUCACCUGCCAUAUGAUGUUCCAUCAUUUUUACAUGAAAAAGGGGCCUGCACCGACUCAGUGUCUUGUGAGAAAUGCAUUGAGGAACGGGAUAUUCACGAGAGAGAAACUCAAGAACUGCAGGAGAACUGGGUGGAGCUUAGAUCUAUAGUAAAGGAAUUAUACAGCAGUGAGGAAGAACCUGAUCUCUCAGAAGAACAAGGGGACAGGCUCAAGUUUCUUGUUGAUAAAUUAUGCAGCCGAGACCCACACCAAUUGUUUCUGAGGCUGGAGUCUCAGGUUCGAGAACUGGUGAUGGGAAUCAAGACAAGUCUUCUGGAGAAGUUGACACAAGAUGGUUACAACACCCCUGAACUGUCCCUGGCAUUCACCAGCAGUAUGCUGUGGCAUUAUGAUUUGCUCACAAAAAAGGCCCAUCUUCUAGCGCAGUAUCUAGGAGGGCUGAGUGAACACUUGUGUCGGUUCAAGGUGACGUGGGAGUUGUUGAACAAACAUUUGUUCCAGUUUAUUGUCCACAUAGACCCCACCAUCAACAAUAGUGGACCUACAAUCUUGGAACAGCUGAGGCAAGGUUCACUGAAACAUGAAAAGUCCAAAGAUGACCCUUACUGUGUGGUUCGAAAACGACUUCUCAAAUUUCAAGAACAAAUGUCUGUUGUUGUGGUAGUGUGGCGGGACUGUCAACAGCUGAUAGAAAAUUAUUGUCAGGAGGAAGUUAAGAAUACUCAAAAGCAGGUUCAGAUAUUGAAAGAACACCUCAUCAAAGAACCUCUGAUGGAUGAAGCGUUAUCAGAAACAAUGAGAAAUCUCAUGUCUGGUCACAAGCCUUCAACUGAAAGAGUAAAAUGUCAUCGGUGUAAAAGAGAAAGGUGCACCUGUGAUGAAUGCACCAUCACACACAUGAUCACCUGCGGGAUUAUCAACAAUGACAAAGGGGAAAUCCCACCACCGCCAAACUCCUUUAACUUUGCACUUGACCACACUCGAAAUGUAGUGAUGGACAUAACCCCGCCUUCCAUGUCGAGCACUACUUCCAGCAGUGGCUCCGUCUCCCCCAUCAACAUAGAGGAUAAGCUGACCACCUUUUAUGACUAUGACUGUGAAAAAGCCCUCAAAUAUGAUUUCAGUGAUGCCCUACUGAAUCGUAAUGUGCAGGAGGGAAAAGCCUCACGAUUUAGAGAGUGCAACACAGAUGAAAGAUUGAGAGAGUGCGACACGGAUGAUAUUGAUGACAACGCAGGAGAUGAUGAAGAUGAAGAGGAGGAUGAGGAUGACGAAGACGACUUUCCGGAUAGUCAAGAUGCUGGUGGUGAUGAACCUCAUACUCUUCAGUUUCAACCCAGACUGGAUCCAGAAUUAUCACGUCAACUUGAUGCAGAGUUGGCAAAAUCUGGUCUGUUACCCGGUGGAGCUGGCGACGAGGGCUCCUCUGUCGGAGGUGAUGAUGUGGAAGAUAGUCGGGUCAGUGCUGACAGCAAUGUCAGUCCUGGAGUGUUUGCUGCCUGCCAGUGCCAUGCUUGCUUGAAACAGAGUGGCCAUAUGAUUUCCACGUCUUUGCCUCUUCAGGUACCAGUGUCCCCUCCGCCCGCACAGCUCCACCUGUACUCGCACAUUUAUGGCGACGGUCUUCCCCAGCAGCACCCUCAACGCUUUAUGUUUGACCUGCCUGCCCCAGUCAUGCCCCCAGCCAAAGUGCCAGGAAUGCAAGACCAUAUCUAUCAUGCAUACAGUGACUGGGAUAACACUAUGCAGCCUCGACCUGGUUCACUAGCGGCACAGCACCAUCACCAACACCAUCAGCGUCUUUCUGCUCUCACCUCAGACCUGUUGCCUCCAGCCCCAUUGGCCACGUCCUCCCCGCCCUUCAGCUUUGACUCACACCUGGCAACGCACACCUCUCACACAUCCACCAUCACCGCCAGCGCUUUCAAGUCUAUGGCCGGCAAGCACCUGGCCUCCUCCAUUCUUCCAUCCUUGGGUCACCUUACAGCAGAGGGGAGCUCAGUGGAUCCUACCAAACCUCUGGACUUUGCUUCCUUGGCCAAAAUCCCCCAGUCAUGCCUGAAUGUGGCGAGCCCCUGCUCCCAGUCCUCCUUCUCUGCCUCUUCCUCUUCCUCUUUUUCUUCCCCGUCGAAUGUUGUGACAACCUCCACCUCCACAUCGUCGGUUACCUCAAAGUCGAGUGGCUCCAGUCAUGGGCCGCCUUGUUCUCGGCCGUCCCCUGUAGGGGGCAAUGCGGUGGCCAGUAAGUGGGAGAGGGGACAGCACCCUCCCCAUUGUAAAAAGAUGAGUUCUGGUUUCCUGAACAAGUCUGGUGUUGGAGCGGGUGGUGGUCUACCCGGAGCCCCCCACCCUCCCCACAGCAUGGGGAUGUUGCCCUUCUCUAAUGCCCCCCACAGUGCACCCCCUCCCCUUCCCCCCUCACAGGCAGGCCUCAAGAACUUGGCCAAUGCUGGUGGCGGUGGAGUAGUUAGUGGCGGUGGACAUAGGGAAGACAUGUUCAAAACUCUGCGUUCCAACCUACCUUGUGCCCACGCCUCCAACCCUACCCUCCGGCCGGCUGCCCCAAUGGGCGGCCCCUCGGUGCACCACUCUGGUUCGCUCACUGCCCCAAAUGCCCUGCCUCACCAGGCGCUCCCCAUGGCCUGCAGCAAUGCCAGCAGUCUGCCUUCUGUUGUGAAUAACAUUGGGGUGGGCACCUCAUUGCCUUGCAGUGACCCAGCUUAUGAAGGGCAUCAUCUGGAGGACAACUGUGACAGUGUAGAUGACAGUUGCUCCGAGAAAAGUUCCAGCACCUCCACUUCCAAUCAGAAAGAAGGCAAAUACUGUGACUGCUGCUACUGUGAAUUCUUUGGUCAUAAUAAUCCUCAGGUUGCAAAGACAAGUACAAACUACAUUGAAAUGAAAGACAGGCUCAGGAAAAAGUUGAAAAAGCGGCAAACUGAGACCAAGCACAGAGGAGGGAGUCCGAUAAAUGGCCAUGUAAAAAGUGAAAAUGACCUGAAAGAUCCUCUUGAAAAGAAAGGCCUGGAAGGGCUACUCAGCUUUAUCAAUGGUACUGAUGACAGUGGCCAAGAUCAAUGCAAGCAGAAAGAUAACAAAGAGUUAACAGCUAAAGCGGCAAAGCGAGCAAGGCAGAAACAGAAAAAGCUUGAGGAGAAGGCGAGAUUAGAGAAGAGUGUUUCACCUAGUGAAAAAAAUCGAGAGCCAGAGCCAGAACUCUCUCUUAGACAUUUGUUACACAACCAAACGCUCAACGUGGACACUCGGCCUGAAUCUGACGGCAAGGCAAGCAUGGGCAAACCCAAACUGCGUAAGUCUCCAGCUGAGGCGGCAACAAAGAAAGAUAGUCAGAGGGAGAACACUGCCCCACCAGCAGCCAAGUCACAGGAGAUUCCCAGGUCUUCCUUAAUUAUCGAGUCCACAAGGGCCACAAUUUCCCGCUCCUCCAAAGAUCUGGACAAGCCUAUCUCAUCUACCCAGCAAAGUCUCCAGUCGAAUCACAGCAGUAAGAGACCGACACAGAUGAUGCAAUUUUUUGAGUCCUUCAAAAAUAACAGUGCGGUAAAUGCUGUGUCCUUCUCUAAAACACCAGGGCCUGUGAAAAAUGAAACGGUGUCUAGUCCAGCUCCAUCCAAGCAGCUGCGGGUUGUGCUGCAGCCGAAACAACAGAAACGGCAGGCGUCUCCGGCCACCAACAAAGUCACUAAUGGGAAGGUAUCGGUUCAUCCUCAUUCCUCGGUGCACACCAAUCACACAACUUCAAAUGGCAGGUCUUCUUCCGUGGCUGCUGCUGCUGCUGCUUUUGUUGCCGCUAGCAAGCCAGGAUUGACCCAACCGGCCCCAACUACAAAUGGCUUUGUGAAGACCAGUACGUCAACAACUCCCGCUACAGCCGCUUCUAAGACAGUGCCUGCCCGUGCCCCUGCCUCGGCAGCAGUAACGAGUGCUUCCCCAGCAGCUCCCUCGGUGACAGCAGGGAAGGCAAAUGUCCCAGACAGCCCUGGGGCUGGCAGUAACAGUUCUGCCUCUCAGUCGCCCUCCAGUGGCACCAAGCCUGCGGAAGUGACCAAGCCAGCUAAAGCAAAGAAAAACAAGAAAAAGAACAAGAAUGGUGAUUUAAGCUGUGUUGAUGAAAUUUUUAUGCCCAAAUCUGAAGCAGAGCUAGAUGGGAAUGUGGACGAAUUUGAGAGGGAACUGGAAGAAUUCAAGAGGUUCUGUUUUGAGCCUGCACAGCCCAGAGAAAGGAGAAAGAUCCCUGUGAACGUCAACCUGAAGGACAUCUUCAAGAAAAAGACCGGCCUUGUUUAGAAAUUUCUAUCUAUUUCAGUUGGAAUUAUCUUGGAAUUUGAUACAGUUGUCUGCGCCUAACAUCCUGUCGCUUAUAGUCCAAGUUUGCUUUUAAAGAACAGGAUUUCUACUCUAAAAUUUGUAACCCCUAGCAGACUGGCAACUCUUUACUCGUUACAAAGACCUUUCUUUCUAGGGACACAUUUUGCUGAUUUCAAAGUAUGGGGUGAAUUUUUUUUGUCUCCGUCUUUUUUUUUCCAGUACUAUUCACUCGGCAUCCCACUUUUUCUAAUUCCUGAGCACAUGGGUCUCAGGCAAAGACUACUGUACUAUUUUUGAAAACUGCCCUUGAAAUGGGCUCAUUUCAGGAUGUUGCAUGUCAGUUUUAGUUUUAAGUGUUUGGUAGCUAUUUAAAAUUGUGAAAAGAAUCCCCAAAUUUUGCUUGACACUGAAACAUGAAUUACAUUAUUCUGCCUAGUUCAUUACAUUUUUAGUGAGAAUUGUUUCUGCGUCUGCUUUAAACAAUGCAAAUGCCAGUUGCUCAGAAUUUACCAAACUGGAGUUCCUCUGGACUCUCAAGUGAAGUGUUGAAAUUAUUGCCUUGAAGGACUUGCUCUUCAUGUUUGCUUUUGUCUUUUCUAAGCAAGCAAAUAGGAUGAGAGGCAUGAAUGGUUCAAAGUAUGAAGCUGUUGCCCAACUAAAGGAUUAGUUGUGGCGCAAAAUGCAUUUGCAGUGUUAAUUCUUCAUGCCCACGACAUUGAUCGAUUACAUUGACGUGGUAAUUUUUCUUGUUGCGUUAAUGUUUUAUCUUAGUUGGGCUUUUUCUUUUCUCAGAAGUGUGUUGACUGCAUGAUAAUCUACUGUAACUGGUGUUUUCUACUCAUUGCAAUGGGUCUUUUGGAGCAAGUCCGGUGUACCACUGGUAUGCUUUAAAAAGACGUUUUAGCCUUUGGACUUGCAUAUAUACUUCUGCUAAAAUCAGUAUUCUGGAUGCAAAUUUGCAUGUGAUUUUUUUUUGUCCCCCCCCCGUACUCUAUUUUAAGAGAUUUUGAAUUUUAAAACGGCUGCUUUGUUUGGUUGAAGGAUACCAAAUUCUGUGCUUAUAAUUGCAUCAGUCUUUGCUAAGCACAAAGCAAGGCAGAAAGACUUAACGUUGAUGUUGACUAGCCCUGUGGGCAUAAGGCAUUGAAUGGGCAGAUUUGCGUCUUGUAGAACAAAAACCACCAAACCUCUGUGCUGUUUUUUUAUGCACUGAUGUGGAUUUUAGUAUGACUCACAUGACAUAUGCUGGCAUUUACAAAUGUAACGUAUGGCACAUAGCGCAGACUUUCCAUUUACCAUACUGUGGUGCAUACACUGGUAUGGAUUUCUCUCCCCCCUCCCCAUCCCCCCUUCCAUAUAAACAAGCCCCCCUGCAGAUGGGCCGUUUAGUCACUGGCCUGAUUGUGUGUAUCUCUGGUUGAUGUGCUGGCUUUUGUGUUAUUGUAUGCUGGCCAGGGUGCCUGGGGGUGUUGCUGAGAGCAUGGCCUGCUCAUGGGCUGCCCCUUCCUUUCCCCUGGAUCAUUCACCUCCUCAGAGACUUGCUGGGCUGGUGGUGCUCCUAGCUUGUUGCUGUCGUGGGAGGGCCGAGGAAGGAAUGUGUGCACAUUGUCACCCAUUAUACCAUGCAUUACCUUUGGGUUAACAAUACAUAAUGUACUUUUUCAUUGA
Aplysia californica (California sea hare) is the source of this 6699-nucleotide messenger RNA. RefSeq names its product protein FAM193A. Gene Ontology annotation, cellular component: cytoplasm; nucleus. The record is from RefSeq and is a predicted model, not a curated record. The transcript is spliced from 21 exons. Lineage: Eukaryota; Metazoa; Mollusca; Gastropoda; Aplysiida; Aplysiidae. The coding region runs from base 154 to 5010 and encodes 1618 amino acids.